AUGGUCAAAUGCUCAAAAAUGCUUCGUUUCGCUCUUAUUCGUUCUGCAACAGGCAAUCUCAAUAAGCUGGCGGAAGAAAUAGUUGAUACUUUGAUUUUGCUAGUGGAAUCUGGUGCUCUUCUCGCUUUCACGAAGUCAGUUCUACUGCAUUCCCCAGAGGAAGCUGUUCAAUAUCAGCGCUUUACAUUGUCAAGGAAAGAUCUUCUGGCAAACCUUGAAAAAUUUAUUUCUGUUGGUGCUGAAGCCAAGAAUAUACAUCGUUUUUUGCCGUCCCCUACAAUGGAGUCUGAAUGGGAUCUGAUACUGUCUCCAAACACCACUGUUCUAGAGGGUCUCUGGCGAGACCAACUCAUUGCUCGUCUAGCGGCUGAACAAAUUGAUGAAACAGCUGGAGUAAUCAUGUCACACAUUUUGCGUCUCGCCGCUGCCUCCAAGGCGCAUGCAGUUAUCGAUUCAGAUCAAUCAGAAACAGUCUCUCGUGAACAGAUUAGCCAGAGUUUUGGCUCUCUUCCCGAACAUUUCGAAUCUUACUUAAGACUUCUUCUGGACGAUCCAAUGUCUUUGCUAGAGGAGAAGGCUGGUAUUGCGGGUGGAAUGUAUGUUUGCCGCUACAAAAAGGUGUUCAGAAGCAUGCUGAUCCGCCAAGCUGAGAAUUUGAUUCAAAUCCUGUAUGAAAAUGCCGGCCUUCGAAUCUUCAGACUUCUUUUGGACGAAGGUUUUCACACUUGGGAAAGCAUGGAAAAUCGGUUACUUAUUCCUCAAACAGAUUUCCGCAAAACGCUUCCCCAAAUGCUCGCCAGCGGCUUCGUUAUAUCUAAGGCGAGUGCCCAACCACUACUGGUUAAUCGUUUCUUACUGUUGCAGGAGUUCUCUAAAGCGAAGGAAUUCAAUGUAGACACUAUAGUGAGCGUAUUCAACAUUGACCUCACAAAGAUUGCUCGAGUGAUUAUUGAGUUUGCGCAGCAUUGUGUUCGAUGCCUCUCCUCGCGGUAUGAAGCUGAACUUAGCUGUAAACGACGUCUAAUUGAUCAACGUUAUCGCGUGGAGGGUUUGAUAGAUGACCACAAGGCGAAAAUUGCGCGUUUGGAGAAGGGAGUAGAGGAAGCUACAGAGGAUCAGGCAGAAGGAUCAGAAAAUUCGAUGGAUCCUCUUGAAUCCCUCAAGGAGAGCGUUCAAGCUCUUCAAAACAGUCUUACACCGGCUGAAGUCAAUCAACUCUCAAUCCUUACCAAUAAACUCUCAAAACUUUCAAGUGCACGUUGGGAAGCCGAAACUGCUUGGUUUAUUGCUGACAUGUAUCUGCGACUUCAUCCUUUAGCAAUGCCAUGA
Messenger RNA from Rodentolepis nana, 1329 nucleotides. Lineage: Eukaryota; Metazoa; Platyhelminthes; Cestoda; Cyclophyllidea; Hymenolepididae. The record is from the annotation of a GenBank genome assembly.